Molecule: messenger RNA, 2394 nt
Organism: Spirometra erinaceieuropaei
Lineage: Eukaryota; Metazoa; Platyhelminthes; Cestoda; Diphyllobothriidea; Diphyllobothriidae
Source: the annotation of a GenBank genome assembly
AUGGCACCCGACCAGGCCCUCGCAGCCUGGUAUGCCUUGUCACUGACACAUGGUUCUGUGCCGGUAGAUGCGCUUGCGUUCCCGCUGGAUAUACAGGUCGUGAGCAUGGCUGUCCAGUCAUCAUCCUCGUCCUCUGACCCGUUGUGGUGUUGCUGUUGUCGGUUAAAAUCCUAGUCAGUUGUUAUGCGCAUCAAGGGGUGAGGAGUGGUACGCCUAGGUGCAGGUCCGACCGUGCCAGGUACCUGCGCCCUCUUUCACCUCCGUUUUUCUCGCCUACGUCUUGACACCGGAGUUGGAUGGAGAGGAGGAGAGAGUGAGGUGGAUGCAGCGCAAGACUACGCUCACUUCAAACUACUUCACACGCAAGUCAUCGUGCCGGCUUCAGCUUGCCGUGGAGCACACGAUGGACAUCGUUGGCACGAUGGUCUAACUGUCGGUUCGCCAGUCUCUGGGCGAUGGAUUCGCAAGUGACCAGCCAGGCCGAUGUGUGAGGUGAAUGUGCGAUCUGCAUCGUUGGCGUUGACGGUGGUGAGGCUGUUGUUUGACAGUGCAUGAGCUGUUACAGCAGAUGUUGGGGCUGAGAUGGUGGUGAAGGACGGUGACGGGGGAUCACGAGCACCGUUAGGGUGGAUUAUCGAUGUGGGGGGCAGAAGUGGACCGGGAGACAUUGCCAUUGGUCCGAAGAUUUCUUCCUGGAGUGUUCGCUGACGCCAUGAGCAUGUAGGUGGCGGUUGAAUUUUGGCGUUGGGAGACGGGGGUAGUUGAAUUUGCGAGGUUCGCGUUUGGCUUUGGCCUAAACACUGUUCAGUAAAACGAAAAUACAUCAUAAAUUAACCUACCUCAUAAAAUGUUCUCCGAAAUUCUGAAAUGCUUCUUCGUUAAGGUUGGGUUAUAAUGAUGUCUACAGUUACACCAGGAUGCUGGCCGUCAAAUGAGCCGCUUUUGAGCCGCCUGUGAAAAAAACACUCGGUAAAAUGUGAGUACUUAUUUAAUAGCAACUUCUCCCAUUGAUUUUCGUCUUCCAUAUAAAUCUGUAUUCUAUGAAGAACAAGCGCAAAAUAUUCAUUUUUGAACUGAUUUAGUGGUCAAUCGCGUAUCGUUAAACUUUUAUGCUCGAAGAAAAGGUAUCUCCCGGUUUAAAAAGUUUUCCAAUUCCCGAGUAAUCUCAAACUCAACUAUUUGUUACACUUGUAUGUAGGAUUUUGAAAAUGCCGGCUGCAUAAUUUCCAUGUAAAUAGAAGCAUACGUGCAUAUUUGUCAUUAAGAAGAUACCAUCUUGGACUAAUGACAUUUCUCAGGGGAUGUUGGCAGAAUCAGUAAAGGGGCAAGUACGAUUCUCUAUGCAUGCGCAUUUUACGGUCUGAAAAAUCCCACUAUUUUAAAUUUUUCUGAAACCGAGAGUUAGCGUUUUUCUAGGGACAGAAUUUAAAGAGGACGUGAUUUGCUAUCAAAUUUAUUUCUUCUUGUAUUCAUUUCCUGACAAAUUACGUCUUCGUUAAAUUUUAUGCUUGAUGAAAGGGAAUCUUUCUGUUUUUGACGGAUAGUAAUUAUGAAAUUUCAGAGACUGUGAAAUGUUUACGCAGAUAACAUCGCAUUCGUCCACUUACUCAUGCUCCUUUUAAAGUAUACAACAUAGUACGCAGGCAUUGUUAAAUUUCAUGACCCCUAUACGACAUUCUCUUAGUGACGUGGAUGGAUGUGUGAUUUUACUGACAAGGAAAGUAUACAGGUUUUAGACAGUAAGACCUAAAUGCAAAUGUAACUUCAGAUUGAGCUCAAGUUUCAUCGGCAAUUAAAAUGACAUUUUGAAAUGAAAGGAUAUUAUUUAUUCGAGAGUAAAAUUUAAAGAUGACGUGAAUUGCUAUUAAAUGAGUAGAAGAAGAAAGAUUGUUGUAAAUGUUUUCUUGAAACUAUAUUUGGUUUUAUGAGGACACCGAAAACUAAUGCGACAAUGCAUACUGCAUAAGCGGUCAUUUUGUACCGAGAGCAGUUUUUCUGGGCGGCCAGUACGAUGUACACCCAAAAGUCCGAAUCCUGCAAUUAUUGAAAUAUUUUUGGAUUAUACUGCACGAUAGUUAACAUCACAACCAUACGUCAGUGAUCUACCCUGGUCAAAAACGCAUUUCAUGAUCUCAGUUAACAUUUCGCGAAUGUAGGCACUGACCGUAAAGCAUAUGUACGUCUUUGGAUGAUGAUGAUGAUGACGACGACGACGACGACGACGACGACGACGACGAGGAUGAUGAAGAUGAUGAUGAUGAUGAUGAUGAUGAUGAUGAUGAUGAUGAUGAUGAUGAUGAUGAUGAUGAUGAUGAUGAUGAUGAUGAUGAUGAUGAUGAUGAUGAUGAUGAUGAUGAUGAUGAUGAUGAUGAUGAUGAUGAUGACGACAAUUAA